This is a messenger RNA of Esox lucius (northern pike), 1084 nucleotides long. It is a transcript of the gene dnajb13, whose product is annotated as DnaJ heat shock protein family (Hsp40) member B13. Lineage: Eukaryota; Metazoa; Chordata; Actinopteri; Esociformes; Esocidae. The coding region runs from base 116 to 1072 and encodes 318 amino acids. The transcript has 8 exons. Gene Ontology annotation, cellular component: cytosol. The record is from RefSeq and is a predicted model, not a curated record. Gene Ontology annotation, molecular function: protein-folding chaperone binding.
GACAACCAAAUCCAGCCAGAAACAGCAACCAACAUUCCCAUGUUUUUUUGCUAGUUGUAUUGAGUGAAUUAGCCAUAUAGUUUUUUCGUACAUUAAUCACGGGUUUUUAUCAACUAUGGGGAGAGAUUAUUAUGCAGCAUUGGAGAUAAAUAGAAAUGCAUCAGAUGGCGAAAUUAAAACCUCAUACCGACGACUUGCCUUGAAGUACCAUCCUCACACAAAUACCGACCCGGGUGCUUAUGAGAAAUUCAAUCAACUGGCCGAGGCCUAUGAUGUUUUGAGUGACCCUCGAAAAAAGGCAAUCUAUGACAAGUUUGGAGAAGAGGGUCUGAAAGGAGGUAUUCCACCGGAAUCUGGGUUGCAUGGUGCUUGGACAUCAGGAUAUGUCUAUCAUGGUAAUCCAAACAAGAUAUUCUAUCAGUUUUUUGGAGGUGACAACCCAUUUGCAGAUUUCCACCUAAAAGACGGUAAUGAAGUGAUCAAUGGGUUUGGAGGCCUUCGUGGAAGUGUGAAAACACAAGACCCCCCCAUUGAGAGAGACCUUCACUUGGCACUGGAAGACCUAUUCUACGGAUGCACCAAAAAGAUAAAAAUAUCCCGUCGGGUCAUGAAUGAUGACGGCCACACAUCCAGUAUAAAGGACAAAAUACUGACCCUUGUAAUCAAACCGGGAUGGAAUGAAGGCACAAGGAUAAAGUUCCCAAAAGAGGGCGAUCAGGGACCGAACAGCAUUCCUGCAGAUGUUGUGUUCAUUGUGCGGCAAAAAAGCCAUCCCCGAUUCAUAAGGCAACACAAUGACCUGAUCUACACAGCCCAGAUCUCUUUGGUGAAGGCUUUGACUGGAUUUGCAGUUGAUAUAGAGACCCUGGAUGGCAGGCUACUCAAUAUCCCUGUCAAUGACAUUGUGCAUCCUAAAUACAGAAAAGUUGUGUCCGGAGAAGGCAUGCCUCUGUCCCAAGAGCCCUCCCAGAGGGGAGACCUCAUAAUCCAGUUUGAAACACACUUCCCUCAGAAGCUUUCCGCUGAAGAGAAAAGCAAUAUCCACAAAGCCCUAACUUCAAAUAAACAAUAAAUUCUGAUUCAA